Fomitiporia mediterranea MF3/22 is the source of this 1752-nucleotide messenger RNA. RefSeq names its product aminotransferase. Bases 65 to 1591 code for a protein of 508 amino acids. The record is from RefSeq and is a predicted model, not a curated record. Gene Ontology annotation, molecular function: transaminase activity; pyridoxal phosphate binding. The transcript has 21 exons. NCBI's taxonomy places the organism in Eukaryota, Fungi, Basidiomycota, Agaricomycetes, Hymenochaetales, Hymenochaetaceae. Gene Ontology annotation, biological process: biosynthetic process; amino acid metabolic process.
CCCUGCACCCUCUCUUCUUGCGUAUAUCUCUGUUUAGCUUGUAGAGAGCAGCAGAAAACAAAAAAUGAUCAGUAACCCGCCUUCGCAGCCGCCAUCGCGUCCGCGCACUCCCCUCGAACAUUUUAGAGACGUUGUUCACGAGGCGAUACGCCAGUUGAAGCAUGAGAAGGAAUCAGAGGCACAUAGAAUAUACCGUGCUGCUCCUGGCCACAAGGCGCAAGGUAUACUUCCGCAGACGGUAAAUCCUGACGAGGAAACAGUCCCUGGUAUCGAGCACCCAGGCUCCACGGGUGUUAUUUACUGUUCUGACCGCGCGAUUGCAAAUGGAUUUAGCUACGCUUCGAGCCAUGAGUGGGCGAACCUCGGCCAGGGCGCCCCGGAAGUCGGUGAUAUCCCUGGUGCAGCUCCUCGCCCGACGCACCUAGAUAUUCCUUUCGACAGUCUGGAAUAUGCCCCUACGACAGGUGUCAAGGCCCUCCGAGAAGCCGUUGCCAACUUGUAUAAUGAGAAUUAUCGUCAAGGAAAAGCAAGCAAGUAUACGUUCGAGAACGUGUGCAUUGUUCCCGGUGGACGUGCCGGACUCUCGCGUCUUGCUGCAGUCAUUUCGAAUGUCUACUGUGCAUAUCAGAUCCCGGAUUAUACUGCGUACGAUCAGGUUCUCGGUGCAUUCAAGCGCCUUGUCCCGAUUCCUACCAUUUUGGACCCUGACGACCAUUAUCGACUCAACAUAAAACAGACGAAGAGGGACAUUCGGUCUCAGGGCCUUUCUGUCAUUCUCGCUUCCAACCCGCGCAAUCCGACUGGACAGGUUAUCAAGGGAAAUGAGUUGAAGGAGCUAGUCUCGCUCAGUCGGGAGUCAACGACACUUAUUCUUGAUGAAUUCUAUUCUUGGUACAUUUACCCUGAAGAAGGAGAGGAAUUCGGCCACUCGGUCUCCUCUGCGGUGUACAUCGAAGACGUGAAUGAGGACUCUGUCGUGAUUGUUAACGGCUUGACGAAGAACUGGCGUCUUCCAGGUUGGCGUGUAUGCUGGGUACUCGGCCCUAAGAACCUUAUCACCGCGCUCUCGCAAUCAGGCUCGUUCCUGGAUGGUGGUGCCAAUCAUCCUCUGCAGAUUGCAGCCAUUCCGCUGCUCGACCCACAACAUGUCCGGCAAGAGAAGAUUGCGCUCCAGAAGCAUUUCAAGAUGAAGCGCGACCACGUAUUGAAGCGGCUUCAGAGGCUUGGACUGAAAGUACAAGUUCCUCCAACAAGCACGUUCUACAUCUGGCUUAGCCUCGAGCAACUGCCAACCCCAUUGAACAACGGUCUUACGUUCUUCGAGGAAUUGCUCAAAGAAAAGACGAUCGUUAUCCCUGGUAUCUUCUUCGACAUCAACCCAUCGCAUCGCCGAAACCUCUUCAACUCGCCAUGCCACCAAUUCGUUCGCAUUUCGUUUGGACCACCGCUUGAAGACCUUGACAAAGGUAUCGACGCUAUCGACCGAGUCCUGAGGAAGGCUAAGCGGGAGGGUAUGAAGUCGUUCGGUCACAGCUACAAGAAGAGCAUCGAAGGCGAGGAAACGCUCCAAGUAGGCGCCCCAAAUGUUUAGAUUUAGUGUUCUGAGAUCUGUCCCAUUGCCAAGUGCUUAGACAGAGAUAGAAGUUAUACAUCAUAUACGGCCGUUUCGUUCGAUCCAUAAACCAUGUAUUAACUAUAAUCACGACUUGAGAUAUCUGUUGGUAGAUACCGUUUGAUCGGAAUACAUUGUCC